Molecule: messenger RNA, 2395 nt
Organism: Callithrix jacchus (white-tufted-ear marmoset)
Lineage: Eukaryota; Metazoa; Chordata; Mammalia; Primates; Cebidae
Gene: CHRNE
Product: cholinergic receptor nicotinic epsilon subunit
Biological process (GO): monoatomic ion transmembrane transport
Cellular component (GO): postsynaptic membrane
Molecular function (GO): acetylcholine-gated monoatomic cation-selective channel activity; transmembrane signaling receptor activity
Source: RefSeq, a predicted model, not a curated record
CGUCUAUCUUCUGAAGGUGACAGCAGCUGGCAGGGCUCGUCCACUUCAGCCUAGUUAGCAUUUAACAUAUGGCUACAGGAGAGCGCCCUCAUUAGCAGGCUUUUCCCCUGGAGCUCUGUACUCUAGGCUGCUCCACACCCUUCUGCUCACCCUAGGCUAAUAAGGUCGGGGUGCACAUGGACUGUUUCUUAGCCCUUUCCCUAAGGGCCAGGGAAGACAAGGAAUUGCUUGGCAGCCGAGAUAUGCGGGGAGUGGCAGGGAUGAGCAGAAGUAGGAAAAGCGGCAGCACAGCAAGCAGCAGGCCACUUUCUGGGCACAGUUACUAAGGCAGGUGACCUGGUGAGGAGGAUUCUUAGGACCAGGCUGGAGCUGCCUGCAGCCAUCCGGGGACUUGGUCUGUACCUCUUGGCCUCCCCUCCUUCACAAACACUGAAAGGGGCAACUUGCCCAGACUGCCAGUGACUAAAUGCACUCCAUGGCAUCUUAGCAACUUGAGCCUCUGUGAGCAGCAAGAAAUCCAGAGCUUUCUGGUAGAAAACCCAGGAUGCAGCAUGCAACUUUCCCUUAUACUCCAGGGAAACAGAUAAAAGACAAGGCAAGAAAGGAGGUGGAGAAGAUGGGUGGUCUGAUUCACUGCAAUGUGGCGAAUAAAGAGGAUACAACGCAGAGUAUACCAGCGCCCAAGUGGUCAAAAUGGCAGCGGUGUGGGGAAGAAUGAGGAACUGCGUCUUUAUCACCAUCUCUUCGACAACUAUGACCCAGGAAGCCGGCCAGCACGGGGGCCUGAGGAUACUGUCACCAUCAGCCUCAAGGUCACCCUGACGAAUCUCAUCUCGCUGAAUGAAAAAGAGGAGACUCUCACCACCAGUGUCUGGAUUGGAAUCGAUUGGCAGGAUUACCGACUCAACUACAGCAAGGAUGACUUUGGGGGCAUAGAAACCCUGAGAGUCCCUUCAGAACUCGUAUGGCUGCCAGAGAUUGUGCUGGAGAACAAUAUUGACGGCCAGUUCGGCGUGGCCUACGACGCCAAUGUGUUGAUCUACGAGGGCGGCUCCGUGACGUGGUUGCCUCCGGCCAUCUACCGCAGCGUCUGCGCCGUGGAGGUCACCUACUUCCCCUUCGACUGGCAGAACUGCUCGCUCAUUUUCCGCUCCCAGACGUACAAUGCCAAAGAGGUGGAGUUAACCUUUGCCGUAGACGACGAUGGUGAGACCAUCAACAAGAUCGACAUCGACACUGAGGCCUAUACUGAGAACGGCGAGUGGGCCAUCGACUUCUGCCCGGGGGUGAUCCGCCGCCACGACGUUGGUGCCACCGACGGCCCAGGGGAGACUGACGUCAUCUACUCGCUUAUCAUCCGACGGAAGCCGCUCUUCUACGUCAUUAACAUCAUCGUGCCCUGCGUGCUCAUCUCAGGCCUGGUGCUGCUCGCCUACUUCCUGCCUGCGCAGGCCGGCGGCCAGAAAUGCACGGUUUCCAUCAACGUCCUGCUAGCCCAGACCGUCUUCUUGUUCCUCAUUGCCCAGAAAAUCCCCGAGACUUCUUUGAGCGUGCCGCUGCUGGGCAGAUACUCAUGGGCUGCGGCCACGGAGAGUUCCAGGGAAGACAGAAGCGGGGCUGGAGGGCCACCUGGAGGAGGAGCAGGGUUCCUUAUUUUCGUCAUGGUUGUUGCCACACUCAUUGUCAUGAAUUGCGUCAUCGUGCUCAACGUGUCCCUGAGGACGCCCACUACACACGCCAUGUCCAUGCGUCUGCGCCACGUUCUACUGGAGCUGCUGCCGCACCUGCUGGGGUCCCCGCCGCCGCCCUCCGAGCCCCCCCGGGCUGCCUCGCCCCCAAGGCGGGCAUCGUCGGUUCGCUUAUUGCUCCGCGCGGAGGAGUUGAUACUGAAAAAACCGCGGAGCGAGCUUGUGUUUGAGGGACAGAGGCACCGGCACGGGACCUGGACAGCUGCCUUCUGCCAGAGCCUGGGCGCCGCCGCCCCCGAGGUCCGCUGCUGUGUGGAUGCCGUGAACUUCGUGGCUGAGAGCACGAGAGACCAAGAGGCCACCGGCGAGGUGGGACGGGAGCCAGAGACCGGUAGUACGCAGCAGAUCUCCCGUGCCCCUGGCUCCAGCUCCCUCUUUACUGUGCUGACCCUUCCCCAGGAAGUGUCCGACUGGAUGCGCAUGGGGAAUGCCCUUGACAACAUCUGCUUCUGGGCUGCUCUGGUGCUCUUCAGCGUGGGCUCCAGCCUCAUCUUCCUCGGAGCCUACUUCAACCAAGUGCCUGAUCUCCCCUACCCGCCGUGUAUUCAGCCUUAGUGUACACUGAUUUCAACUUCCCACCCAACUCUAGCAGGAAAUGGAUUUUGAAAAAAUCAAUUUCAAAAUCACAGCAUUAUGAUCCCUUCCCA